GUUAUCUCUUCAGUAAAUUGUUUCCACAAAUUUGUUAAGUGUUAAGAAUCAUAAGUAAAAUUGCGACAGAUGUCAAUGUUUUCUAAAAGUUUAUAAAUUGUUGGAAUUUGUGCCUCAUUUUAGUUUUAUUUUAUUAAGUGCUUGUAUAAAAACUCAUGGAUUUGUCAUUCAAUUCAGUGGAUUAUGUAGCGUUUGUGCAAGUAAAGGCAAAAGCAUACACCAAAAAGGUGGGCGUGACAAUUUUUCAUCCAUAAUUAAAUAUAAUUCCGGUUAAAGUGAGGAAAAGUUCAUUAAAAAUUAACGUAUUCAGUGUUUAUUUAAAUUGAACAAAAUCCUCACGUAUUUAAACGUUUUUAAACGGCUAUCGUCCAAAAACUGAUCAAAAAAGAACGAAUAAAAGCAGCGCGUCAUAAAUUUUGAGGCACUUUUCUCGUUCCGAGAGAACUUAAGAUGGCCGAAGAUACCGAAUAUAAGAAGUUGCCCGUAGAAGACCGUUGCGUUCACAAAUUAUGGAAAGCGCGAGUUGAUGGUUACGAGGAGGCUGCCAAAAUUUUCCGUGAAAUCGACGACGAGAAAUCACCAGAAUGGAUGAAGUUUACGGGACUUAUUAAGAAAAUGAUUGUUGAUUCGAAUGCUGUCGCUCAAGAAAGGGGUUUAGAGGCGGCAUUAAUUUUUGUUGAAAAUUGUGGACAUGCUGGUAAAACUGUAGGCGAUGUUAUGUCGGGAAUUGUGCAGAAAUGUAUCGCUGCUCAAAAAGCUAAAACUAAAGAUUUAUCGGUUCAGAUAACCUUGAUGUACGUUGAAAUUGAAAAGCAAGAAGCUGUUACGGAAGAACUGAUCAAAGGUAUGGAUCACAAAAAUCCUAAGAUUGUGGCUGCCUGUGUCGCUGCUACAAGUUUAGCUUUAAAAGAGUUUGGCAGUAAGGUAAUCGGUGUGAAACCUCUAAUUAAAAAAUUGGCGCCGCUAAUGAGCGACCGCGACAAAACUGUGCGCGAUGAAGGCAAACAAUUAGCUAUAGAAAUUUACAGAUGGAUUGGGCCUGCAAUGAAACAGCAAAUCUCUACACUCCCUCAGGUUACGAUUAAGGAACUGGAAGAGGAAUUUGAUAAGUUAAAGGGCGAAAAAGCUGAACCUAAUCGUUACUUAAAAUCUCAACAAGAGAAAAUACAGCAUCAGACAGCUGCCGUUAGAGAUGAUGAGGAUGUUGGCAAUGAUGAUGACGUCGAUGCUGGUAUCGAAGAAAUUGACCCCAUGGAUCUUAUUGAUCCUGUUGAUAUACUCUCAAAGAUUCCAAAAGAUUUUUACGAGAAAUUAGAAGAAAAGAAAUGGACAAUUCGUAAAGAGUCUUUGGAGAUUUUAGAUAAAUUACUUACAGAAAAUCCAAAAUUAGAAAGUGGAGAUUAUGGAGCUGUAGUGACUGCUUUAAAAAAAGUAAUCACCAAGGAUACUAACGUUGUUUUAGUGGCUAUGGGUGGUAAAUGUUUGGCAAUGCUGGCUAAAGGUUUAGGAAAACGCUUCUCCCCCUAUGCCAUGGGCUGUAUCCCAUCUUUGCUCGAAAAGUUCAAAGAGAAGAAGGCUAAUGUUGUCACAGCUUUGCGUGACGCAAUUGACGCUAUUUAUCCAUCCACUAGCCUAGAGGCCAUGCAGGAAUGCAUCGUUGAAUCUUUGGGCAGCAAGAAUCCGAAUGUAAAAUCUGAAACGGCUUCAUUUUUAGCUCGCGCCUUUUGUCGCACACAACCAACAGUUAUUAACAAAAAACUUUUGAAACUUUUGGUUACCACUUUAAUUAAAACUCUUAAUGAACCAGAUCCCACAGUCAGAGAUUGCUCUGCUGAAGCCUUGGGUACUUUGCUCAAGCUUAUGGGCGACAAGCAAGUGAGUCCCUUUUUGAUAGAUGUAGACAGUUUAAAAUUGGCUAAAAUCAAAGAAUGCCAAGAGAAGGCCGAGAUUAAAGUUAAAAUAGCAGGCGUCAAAAAGGAGCGGCCAGCUACGGCACCAAUUAGCAAAGCGUCGUCUGGUGCAGCCACACCACGGGGUGGUUCUAUAGAGCCUAAACCGGUCACACGUCCCGCUACUGCGGGAAUGAAAAAGGUCUCUACAAAGAAAACAACCGUUACGGGCGGAAGUGGUGGGGGUAUUCCCCUAUCAAAAAGUGCCAGCGCUGCUAGAAUGUUAACAAUCGAACGUGAGAUGGCCGCGGAAGAGAUUCAAUCUAAAGCUGAAGAAAUUUUUACUGCAAAAGAUUUGGCCAGUCUAAGUGAUAGCAACUGGAAAAAUCGCUUGGUCGCUGUGGAAAAUUUACAGCAGCAAAUCGUUGAUUUUGAUCCAAAAAUGCAGGGAAUUUCUCAAAUAUUAGUGCGCACUAUUAGCGGACGCAAGCCCGGUUUAAAAGAAAUGAAUUUUCAAGUUUUAAAAAUCAAAUUAGAUAUCAUACGCACUGUAGUCGAAACAUAUCCGACUACAUCAACGACUGUAGAUGUUGUUAUCAAUGAAAUUACAGAAAAACUCGCAGAUAUUAAAAACGGUGGUUCGGCUGCUGAAGUUCUAACAGCAUUUGCUGAAGCCACCAAGUUGGACUACGUAGUGGGCCGUGUUCUUUCGUUUGCCUUUGAACAAAAAUCUCCUAAGGUACAAUCAGAAGCUCUAAACUGGGUUAAUAAGUCCAUACUUGAAUUCGGCUUUCAAAUACAGCCGAAAUUUUUAAUAGAAGACGUACGCAAAGCCGUACAAAGUACUAAUCCUACAGUUAGAGGUUCUGCCAUUGCUUUAGUGGGGACCAUGGUUUUGUAUAUGGGCAAUACUUUAAUGAUGUUCUUUGACAAUGAAAAGCCCGCUUUAAAAUCUCAAAUUCAAGCAGAAUUUGAUAGAAAUUUGGGUGAGAAGCCGCCGAAGCCGGUACGUGGUUUGAAGAAAGGAGAAAAUGUUAAAAAUGUAGAUGCGGGCGUUGGCGGUGAUGUUGCCGAUGAGGGUGAUAUUGAUGGAGAAGAAGUUAACGAGGACGAAGAGCCAUUAGAACCUAUAAACUUGGUUGAUUUUCUUCCUCGCGUAGAUAUUUCACCCCAAAUAACUGAAGCUUUAUUAAAAGAAAUGUCAGAUAAAGAUUGGAAAACUAGGAACGAGGGUCUAAACAAAUUGCAAGCUAUUAUCACCGAAGCACGAUUAAUUAAACCCUCUAUUGGUGAUUUGGCACCAGCUCUAGCUUUACGUCUGGUAGAUUCAAAUGCUAAAAUCGCGCAAACUGCUCUAACUAUAUGCGAGCAAUUGGCCAAUGCUAUGGAUUCUGGCUGCAAAAAUUAUGUUAGGGUGCUUUUUCCAGGGUUUCUGCAUGCGUUGGGGGACAGCAAGAGUUUUGUAAGAGCGGCUGCGUUAAACUGUAUCAACAGUUUCGGUGAGAAAGGAGGCUACAAAGAAUUUUUCGAAGGGGAAAUGCUCGCGGAUGCUUUGAAGACUGGUUCACCUGCCUUGAAAGUAGAACUUUGGGCUUGGUUAGCUGAACGUUUGCCACAAAUGCCGCCAAAGAGCGUAUCAAAGGAAGAAUUAGUUUCUAUGAUACCACAUCUUUAUGCGCACAUAUGCGACCGUAACGCCGACGUACGAAAAAAUGCUAACGAGGCCGUUUUAGGCAUAAUGAUACAUUUAGGUUUCGACACUAUGGUCAAGGCUUUAGAUAAGCAAAAACCUGCCGCUAAAAAAGACAUACAGGUGGCGCUAGAUAAAGCAAGACCUAAUUUGCCAAUUAAACCCUUGCCUAAAAGCAAGCAACAAGCUCCUCUGUACGAAGAGAAGAAAACCUUACGUGGUGGCGGUGGGGCAUCCUCUAAUAACGCCCAGAGUUCGAAAACAGCAAAUGGAGCAAAUAAGAACAAUUCAGGAAAUGCUAAAACCUUAAAUAAUUCAGGAUCACGCAAGAAGGAGGAAGAAGUGGAAAACUCUCCCUUAUUAGUCGUAAACAAUACCAAGAAUCAAAGGUUAAUCGAUGAGCAAAAAAUGCGAGUGUUAAAAUGGACGUUUACAACACCCCGGGAAGAAUUCAUUGAGCUCUUGCGAGAACAAAUGAUAUCGGCUAAUGUCAAUAAAGCACUCAUGGCGAACAUGUUUCACGAUGACUUUAGAUAUCACUUGAAAGUUAUUGAAACUUUAAUGGAAGAUUUACCUCAAAAUCCAAAAGCUUUAAUAAGCAAUUUAGAUUUGAUAUUAAAAUGGCUGUCAUUACGUUUCUAUGACACUAACCCCUCGGUCCUUAUUAAAGGUUUAGAAUAUUUACAUCAAGUCUUUGUGACGUUGCUCAAACAUGAGUAUAUUUUGGCCGAUAAUGAAGGAAGUUCUUUUAUACCCCACUUGUUACUUAAACUGGGUGAUCCGAAAGAUACUGUACGCAACGGUGUUCGCUCUUUGUUACGUCAAAUUUUAGUAGUUUAUCCAUACAACAAGGUUUUUAUUUACGUCAUGGAAGGUUUAAAGUCUAAAAAUGCCAGACAGCGUACCGAAUGUCUAGAUGAGUUGAGCUAUAUGAUUGAAAACUACGGUCUUACCGUUUGCCAACCUUCACAACAAGUCGCUUUAAAAGAGAUUGCUCGUCACAUUUCCGAUCGCGACAAUAGCGUGCGUAAUGCUGCUCUUAAUUGCGUGGUACAAGCUUAUUUCCUUGCUGGAGAGAAAAUUUAUAAACUCAUCGGUCAGUUGAACGAUAAAGAUCUAUCAAUGCUGGAUGAACGCAUUAAACGCGCCAAAAGGCCACAGAAAAAAUCUGACACCAGCCUUAACGUUAGUGGCAAAUCUUCAGGACAAGUACAUCAGGAAAGCAUUGAAAUCGACGAACCGUCCACUAAUGGUUGCGAUGAGUUGCCACCACCCGAAGAACUUGAUCAAAGUCAUGAGAACGGAGAGAAUGAAAAUGAAGAUAGUAACAGCUCUCAGGAUGAAAAAGAAGUGCGCGCAACUUCACUAAUAAGACAAGCAACUUUUGAUCAACCUUCAGCAACAAUUAUUGGUUCUUUGGGUCAGCAGCAGCUACAACAGCAACAACAUCAACAAUCUCAUCCCCCCAAACCUAGCGGUCCGUUUGGCUUAGAUCCGAAUGUUAUAUCAGAAAUAGAAAAAGACUGGAUACGUGUCGAUCAGGUGGAACAUCUUGAAGCGCCACGUGUAGAUAUUUCAUUGCUCUUUGAACCCAUUAAAGUAAUUUCCACAAAGGACGGUCAUAGAUAUCCCCAAGAUAAAUUCGAUCAGUUAUUAGCCCGUUCGCGUUAUAUGCAACAAGCUGCAACAGGCGGUUUGAUCGGCAAUAUUUCACCUUAUAUGAACCCCCAACAGCAGCAGCAACAAUAUAACACACUUUAUCAACAAAAUUUGGUCAACCAACCACCCAAUCUAGCGGAUGUUCUACCGAAACAUGAUCCACAUUUAAUUAAAAUUAUUAAAGCCGUAAGCAGUACGGAUACUUUGAAGGCUAGAGCGGCUAUAAAUGAAUUAUCCGAAAUUAUAGAGUCACCAGAGAAGCAAGCAGUACUAAGGGAUUACGAAGAGAUAUUCAUACAGAAUGCUUUAGCGCAGUUAAAGAAUCUUUCUCAAGUGCCUAUAGCCGAAUCUCUAGUUGUCUAUCAACCAUUGCUUUCCAUCCUGUACUCAUUUUUCCACUCGAAAAUGUUGGGAAAAACAUUAAGCGUUGCCUGCAUUAAAAAUCUCAUGUCGGCUUUACUGCAUCUAAUGGCUGAUCAGAAACUCAAUACAGGGGAUGAUGGUCAAUACAAUAAAGUAAUCAACGGUAUUUGUUUGAAGGUUCUUGACAAAUCUAACUUUACAAGUCUGAAUUGUGCUUUGAUACGUUUAUUGCGAGAAACUUGUCCCAGCGCUGGCCUACCAAAAUUCACAGAUCUCUUAAUGAAAUGUAUCUGGCGAAAUGUUAAAGCGUUGCCCGAGCGUAGUAACGAUUUAAAUUAUGAUGCGGUUUUAUUAGAAUUACACGAAUUCAUGUUGGCUUUGCCAAGCUCAUGGUGGCAAACCAGACCUUCUGAUACCCCAUUACGUACUGUAAAGACUAUAAUUCAUAAUAUGGCUAAGAUUAAGGGCAAUGCUAUACUUCAACAUCUCAAUCAAAUACCUACACAUUCUGAAUUGCAUACUUAUCUCAUUAAAAUUUUAAAGAAUUUGCAAAAAGAUGGCAAUCUACCUAGUUCCUCGCCGCAACGUUCAACUUGUUCCAAAGACGUGCAUACCAAGCAAAGAAUUACGUAUCAGACACAUGAGACUAUGUCGCAAAUAUUUAAACUGAUAUCGGAUAAGGAAACCAAACAACAAGGCUUACAGAAAUUGUAUGACUUUAAGAUGAAAAACCCUGAAAUCGAUGUUACUUCUUUUCUAAAAGGAGCGAGUCCAAGUUUUCAAAAGUACAUAGAAGAAGGCUUAGCCGAUAUCCAACGCAAUACCGGCUCGCUGAGCUCACAAACUAAUCCACAAAACGCACAAAUUAAUGAUAAUCGGUUGGAUGCAAAUUACCAACAAACAUCAUCGGUGAGCGAAAGCCACAGCAGCGGUUUGAGAGCCGACCCCGAUUUUUGGAUGGAUCGUUUAAAUCAAUUAAAAGCGAAAGCUAAUAUGCCGCCUCAUCGCAAUGCGGACGGCUGUCUGUUAACUAGUGCCCACAUGAUGGAUAAUAAAGUAGUGGAUGAAAAUCUCAGCUUCAAUAAUAUGAACACUCAAAAGGUUUCCCUAAUAAGAAGAGAUAAACCGGAAAUGUCGCCCAAUCGUUUACAGCAUAUACAGGCCAAAUUGGCACAAAUCAAAAAAGAGAAUCACACUUAAAGGACAAGAGAGUAGGUGGAAAACGUCCUUGUAACCCCUCUCUCUUAGUCUACCUUUUUUAAGAAAGGAUUUAUAUAUAAAGUAUUUAAGCAGCAACCUGUUAUAGAAGAUGUUAAGAAGUUUAUAUAUAAUUAUUCUUAUACUACUAAAAAGUCGUGAAAAAAGAACCUCUAUUACUCUUGGAAAUGAAUUUCUAAAUUCAGUUUUUCUUACCUUAUCUUUGUACUUUGCGCGUGGAUUGGUGGUUUGUUAAUUUAUGAAAGACGUAGUGGAGCAUUUAAAUGUUGUGCCCCUUUCCCCCUCUCCCCACCCUACCUUCAUGUUCAUUACCGCGUUUAACUUGUUCAAAGUGUUAUAUACGUACUGUGCCGAAAUGAAAUGAAAUUUUCUUAAGAUGCCUUGCGGCAUUGCUUCAAUAAUUAAAUCUUAGUUUAAAUGUCUUAAAAAUUGUAUUAACCUCUUUUACUUAAUGCUCGUAAUAAUUGUAUAUGUAAACAAUCAUCUAUUCAGUAAUAAAAAAAACCCAAAAUUUGUGUUAUUAAAAAAAAACGAGUUGCCGUACAAAUAAUUUUUUUUUUUUUUUAAAAUGGUUUAUAAAAGAGCAUUAAAUGCAAUUGAAGCGCUCAUACACAUAAAUAUAUAGAGUAAAUAUUUUCAUACGACAUAAAGACUCUAACAGAACUAAUAACAUAAAUAACAAAGUAAACAAAGAUUUCAAAGCUAUGUAAAACCACGUAUUAAGGUUGAUCGAAAACAAAGGAUUACACGAAUAAAUAUUAAUUUAAAA
Molecule: messenger RNA, 7588 nt
Organism: Glossina fuscipes
Lineage: Eukaryota; Metazoa; Arthropoda; Insecta; Diptera; Glossinidae
Gene: msps
Product: protein mini spindles
Exons: 18
Coding region: 451-6801 (2116 amino acids)
Biological process (GO): centrosome duplication; mitotic spindle organization; microtubule polymerization
Cellular component (GO): spindle pole; microtubule plus-end; kinetochore
Molecular function (GO): microtubule plus-end binding; microtubule plus end polymerase activity
Source: RefSeq, a predicted model, not a curated record